Episyrphus balteatus (marmalade hoverfly) is the source of this 2426-nucleotide messenger RNA. RefSeq names its product sodium/potassium/calcium exchanger 4-like. Gene Ontology annotation, biological process: intracellular calcium ion homeostasis; calcium ion transmembrane transport. Bases 715 to 2394 code for a protein of 559 amino acids. Gene Ontology annotation, molecular function: calcium, potassium:sodium antiporter activity; calcium channel activity. The transcript has 7 exons. The record is from RefSeq and is a predicted model, not a curated record. Gene Ontology annotation, cellular component: membrane. Lineage: Eukaryota; Metazoa; Arthropoda; Insecta; Diptera; Syrphidae.
AGUAUCACACUCGCGUAGCUCUUUGAAUAAAAUCAAAGCAAUUUAUAAUUCUUUCUAAAAAUGACUUAACAUAAAUUUAUUGCCAGUAGAACAUUAUUUGCUCUUUUUAUAUUUAUUUAUAAAUGGAAUAUUCCCAAUGCUUGAGAUAAACCCAUCAUAACAUUAUAUUUACGGUACAAAUAAAUUGCAUUUAAUCAAUGAGUAAAUAAAGCAGUUUGUCAAUAAUGGAAAAAUAAGCACAUUCUCUCCUGUACCUCAUCAUUUAUCCACAAAAAAUGAUGUAUAUUGCAUCAAAAAGUGAAUUUUAAAGCUUUUUGUUAAUUUGGUGUUUAUGUGGUACCUCCAAUAUCUAUCUAUCUUUAGGUGCCUGGUCGCUUUUACAAAGUAUCUGCUUUUUUAUUCAAUAAAUUUCAAAGAUGCUUAUCAAUUCGAGUGGCACCCGUAAUCCCCGAUGAUAAAUAAAUACAUGAUUCGUCAAACUAUCAACAUGCAAUUACUCGUAUUUGGACAGUGUAUUCAGUGUGAUUUUGGUAUAAAAAGGUUGGAUUUUCCCUCAUUAGGGCUUUUAGCUCUCCAUGGUGACUUUAAAUUCAGAGUUGAAAGCCAAGAAAUCCUAAGCGAACUAAUUGAACAGUUUGGAUGUUAAUAAGUGCUUUUUUUUUCUUUAAAUUCAUCAAAAGCCGCGAAUUAUAUUAAAUUCAAUUUUAAAAUAGAAUGAACAAAGUUCUUUUUAGUCCUGGGAUAACGUUGCAAAAGCGUCGGAUCAAUAUCGCAUUGCGCAUCCGUUUUGUGGUUUUUUUGGGAGUUGUUGGAAUUUAUUCACUUAUUUGGACUUUCGGUUCCAGUAAUUUAAAUAGUUCUUUUCCAAUCCGAAAUGGUCGGAAGCUUUUAGCUAUACCAAAUGAUAUUUUAACGACGUCAGUUCCUCUAAAACUAGAAACUCAUAUCUCCGAAUCACCAAGUACAAUAAAAGGAUCACAUAAAGAUGAAAACGAAACUAUUACCAUUUCGUCUUCUACAAACAAUUGCACCAGACCUGCAAUCAAUGAGUUCCCACCGGAUGGUUUCACCAGGUUCCAACGGAAAAAUGGCUGCAUCGUGAUACAUGUCCUUCUGGUUUGUUACUGCUUUUGGUUUCUUGCGGUAAUAUGCGAUGAUUACUUCGUGCCAGCAAUAGAACAGAUGUGUCUUAGGCUUAACAUGCAAGAAGACAUAGUUGGUGCAACUUUUAUGGCUGCUGCUACCUCCAGUCCUGAACUUUUUAUAAAUUGCGUGGGAACAUUUAUUACAAAAGGAGAUAUUGGUGUUGGAACUAUUGUUGGUUCGGCAGUAUUUAAUAUUCUCGCUGUUCCGGCAUGUUGCGGUCUUUUUGCGGGCCAAAUGAUCACUUUAGAUUGGUGGCCAGUAACUAGAGAUUCAAUGAUGUAUUGCGUCGCAGUAUUGGGUUUAAUUUGUACACUCUAUGAUGGUAUUGUAAUGUGGUAUGAAGCCUUAUUUUUGGUUCUAGCAUAUUUCUUAUAUAUAACGGCUUUGUACUGGAACGACGUAAUGGCUAGAAAAGCAAGGAAAUUGAUUUCGAAAGUAAGAAGAAAAUCAAGAGUUCGUCCAUUUCGACAAGUGAAUGAAAUAAGUCCUCUUCUGGGAACAAUUUCGGAGGAGAAAAUCAUACCAAGCACAUCGGUAGAUGUUGGAUCAUUGGACGUUCGAAAAUAUGAUACAAAUUCUCCAAUGACAGAUAGUGUUUGCAGUGUAGAAAGUGAUUUUGCUGAUGAUCCGUUUAAUAUGCGGGGUUCUUGUGCACUAGUUUAUCUUCUAAGAUGGCCUAUAACUUUUUUACUGUGGAUAACAGUUCCUGAUAGCAGAAAGCAUCCAUCUUGCCGAUUUGUGACUUUUGGAAUGGCAGUAACAUGGAUUGGUGUAAUAUCUUACAUUAUUGCAUAUCUAAUCACCAUUGUAGGUGAUACACUCAACAUACCCGAUUCGGUUAUGGGUCUUACAAUAUUAGCUGCCGGUAUGAGUGUGCCAGAAGCUGUUUCUAGCGUAAUCGUUACAAAUCAAGGGCACGGUCAAAUGGGCAUCAGUAAUUCGAUUGGUUCAAAUACAUUUGAUAUUUUGCUAUGCUUAGGAGUGCCAUGGUUUGUUAAAGCAUUUUUUGUACCGACAAUACCUGGAGCACAUUGGGUUGUAUUAAAUUCAUCAGGACUCACAUAUUCAGCUUUUUCACUUUUGACAACUCUAUUCGGGCUUUACAUAGCAUUUGCUGCAAACAAAUUUCGUUUGGAUUGGAAAAUCGGAAUCGCAUGUGCAGUUAUGUAUGUUGGAUUUUUGAUUUUAGCAUCAAUGAUUGAACUUAAUGUUUUCUUUAAUGUUAAUUUACCUAUAUGUGAACAUUAACCAAUUAAACUUUAAUUAAACUUGCUAUCUCU